UCGGUGACCCUGAGGAGGGGCCCAGCGCGCUGGAGUCGGAACGAAGCCGGGGUCGCCCGGGAACCCCGGCCUUAUGAGAACGCGAGGCUGCUUAAAAGUAGUUGUUGGGGCAGAAUGCGGUGCGGUCAGGCCCGGGACCCCAAUCAGAGGGGUCAGCUGAAGCCUGGAGACUUAACGUUUGUGAGGUCACCUAGUGACAGAACCCAGGACUCAACUUGCCCUGCUUCUUGGACAUGCUAGUGUGGAAGCAUGGAUUUUGCUCUGUCUUCCUCAGAGCCUCCAGUCAUGGACCUGGAGGAGUCAGAGGCCUCUGUUCCUCUCUCCUCUUCGAGUUCCCCACCCUCAGUUGCUGCUCCUUUAGGACCUCCUUGCCGUUGGGAUCCAGCAGUCCCUGAGGCAGCUUCAGCUAAUGACUUGGAGAGGCCUGAACUUAAGGGUUUGGGGGGUCUGAACCAGAUGGACCUAGAUGAAGACCCCAGUGGACAGGAAAUUCAGGACCUGGUGAACCAGUUCCAGGCCCUGCCUUCAGACUUGCCAGAAGCACCUUCCCAGGAUGGGCACCCCUGCCCCCUUCACAUUGCCACUGGCCACGGUUUGGCCACUCCUGAAGCCCCAGAAAAUCAUGGACUUUUGUCAUCGGAAGUCAGACAUGAGGACCUGCUGAGUCUCCUUUGUGGUGAGGGAGAAGCACCUCUGACCCACACUCUUCCCGCAGGUCUUAAAGACCCUGAAGACCCUGUCCCCUGCCUUCUUCAGCCGCCAAAGGACUGUGCUGAGAAGGCAGAAGAGGGAUCUGUGGAUGGAGAAUGUAGUUCUAGUAGCUCCCCAGAGCCCUGGCUGGGACCUGCCCCUCUGCCCCAUUCUGAGGAGCCAUCUACUGGUGCUAGCACUACCCAGACCCCAGAAGCCUUAGCAUCCUACCCUACCUUCCAAGAAGUGGCAGGGCCCUGUGACCCAGAAGACCUGCUGGAUGGUGUCAUUUUUGGAGCCAAGUAUCUGGGCUCCACCCAGCUUGUUUCAGAGCGGAACCCAUCUCCUAGUUCCCGAAUGGCCCAGGCUCAAGAGGCUGUGGACCAGAUCAAGGCUCCUGAGGGAGAGACCCAGCCCAUGACCGAAGUUGACCUCUUCAUCUCUACAAAGAGGAUCAAAGUCUUGACAGCUGACUCCCAGGAGGCUAUGAUGGAUCACUCUCUGCAGACCAUCUCUUACAUUGCUGACAUUGGCAAUGUAGUGGUGCUGAUGGCCCGAAGGCGUCUGACCCGGCAGCCUGGCUCCCAGGAACGGCGUCUCUACAAGAUGAUCUGCCAUGUUUUUCAUUCAGCAGAUGCCCAGCUGAUUGCCCAGGCCAUUGGACAGGCCUUUGGUGUGGCGUAUGGUCAGUUCCUUCGGGCCAGUGGCAUUGAUCCUAGCCAGUUGAGUGCCCAAGAAGACUGUAGGAGGCUGAAUGAAGGGGACCUGCACAAUGGGGACCUGGCCCACUUCUCAAAUCAGGAGAACUGCAGAGAUGUGUGUAUUGAGAAACAGCGGGGAGAGGGUCUGGGAGUGGCUCUGGUAGAGUCUGGCUGGGGUUCCCUGCUGCCCACGGCUGUCAUCGCCAACCUGCUGCACGGAGGUCCAGCUGAGCGCUCUGGGCUGUUGAGCAUUGGAGACCGGCUCACCGCAGUCAAUGGCACCAGCCUGGUGGGGCUGCCCCUGGCCUCAUGCCAGGCCAUUGUCCGAGAACUAAAGUCUCAGACUUCAGUGACUCUGAGUAUCGUUCACUGUCCACCUGUCACCACGGCCAUCAUCCGCCGACCUCAUGCUCGAGAGCAGCUGGGCUUCUGUGUGGAGAAUGGCAUUAUCUGCAGCCUGAUGCGUGGAGGCAUCGCAGAGCGUGGGGGCGUCAGAGUUGGACACCGAAUCAUUGAGAUCAAUGGGCAGAGUGUGGUGGCUACACCCCAUGAAAAGAUUAUCCAGCUGCUCACCCAGGCCCACCAUGAGGUCCAUAUUAAGAUGAUGCCAGCCUCUACCUACCGCCUCCUCACUGGCCAGGAGCAGCCCAUCUAUCUGUGACCUGGGAGGGGGGCCCAGUAUGGCCCCCCAGAAUUUUCCCCCCAGUAUCUCUACCCUCUGGACUUGGGAAGAAAUGUUCCCCAAACUCUGCUUCUAUUGGAGAUCCUCGUGGCCAAGACUUCUCUUCUCCUGGGCUCUGCCCACUGUGCUAAGGCCAGUGUCUGUGCCUUACACUCUCGCAGGCCAUCUUGGGCCUCAUAUGGUCAGGGCUGGAGCUGCUACAAUCCUGGGCACCAGGGACCUCUUCCCCUCCCUGGCCUGGCACGGGUUCUGUUCAUCUACCUCCUUCCUUCGCCCACCAAAGAGAGAUGCCACUUUUCUGAAGGCAGUGGGGACAGGGGGGAGGCCACCAAAACAGCCAUCAUCCGCAGGAUUUUUAUUUUUAACCUAUCAUUUUGGCUGGUAAAAUUAAACUCUAGUGAAAA
Gracilinanus agilis (Agile Gracile Mouse Opossum) is the source of this 2477-nucleotide messenger RNA. RefSeq names its product amyloid beta precursor protein binding family A member 3 (gene APBA3). Lineage: Eukaryota; Metazoa; Chordata; Mammalia; Didelphimorphia; Didelphidae. The transcript is spliced from 11 exons. Gene Ontology annotation, biological process: chemical synaptic transmission. The coding region runs from base 250 to 2052 and encodes 600 amino acids. Gene Ontology annotation, molecular function: protein binding; amyloid-beta binding. The record is from RefSeq and is a predicted model, not a curated record. Gene Ontology annotation, cellular component: cytoplasm; dendritic spine; plasma membrane.